AUGGCGGGACGGGGCGGCAGCGGGCUGCGAGACACCGGGACCGACGCUUCCCCGUACGCCCCGCCCCGCUCACCGCCGCCGCUCCGGAGCCGCCAAGGGGUGCCAGUGAGCUUUGAGGACAUCGCGGUGCGCUUCAGCCGGGAGGAGUGGGAGAUCCUGGACGAGGAGCAGAAGGAGCUCUACAGGACCGUGAUGGAGGACAACUACGAGACGCUGGUGUCCCUGUACUGUGACCUCUCCAAGCCUGGGCUCUUAUCUCGGAUAGGAGGAGGAGAAGAGCUGUGCCCACCAGCAGAGUCCCACCUGAAAGGAGCAGAUCUAUCUCCAGAACCCACCAAAGAGCCCCUAAGCGGUGAUGGUCUGCUGGAGAUGAAGGCGAAGGAGUCUCCUGAGGGGAACUGUAGGGACCUGGAGGACAGCAGGAGCCUGGUGGUCACAUCAACCUGCAGUGCACAUGUCCCUCAUGAAGCCACCUCUGUGCCAGCUGAUCUCAGCCAGCCCACCCCGGCCCCUUCCUGCCCUCUCUCCGCCGCCUCUCGUGAAGGGGUGAAUCUGAACCAGUCUCCAUCGCCUCCCCCCGCAGCAGAUGCCGAGGUGGGGAUCCCCACGGAGGUGCUGCAGGAGGAGCCGGCGGUGCCCAAAACACCCUUGAAACGUCUGGAAGAGCAGGACACGGAGGAUUCGGGGAACGGUGGGCAGGGUCCGGCGGCAGACGUUCCCAAAAAGCUGGGAAAGGCGGCCGUCCCAGACGCACGUGGAGAGAUGGCACAGGCGGAUCCCGGUUGCUCCGUCACCGAACCGGAAGAGCCCACCAAGGGCUCCUUCGCCAGCCGGACUGGGGUGCCAGUGAGCUUUGAGGACAUCGCGGUGCGCUUCAGCCGGGAGGAGUGGGAGAUCCUGGACGAGGAGCAGAAGGAGCUCUACAGGACCGUGAUGGAGGACAACUACGAGACGCUGGUGUCCCUGUACUGUGACCUCUCCAAGCCUGGGCUCUUAUCUCGGAUAGGAGGAGGAGAAGAGCUGUGCCCACCAGCAGAGUCCCACCUGAAAGGAGCAGAUCUAUCUCCAGAACCCACCAAAGAGCCCCUAAGCGGUGAUGGUCUGCUGGAGAUGAAGGCGAAGGAGUCUCCUGAGGGGAACUGUAGGGACCUGGAGGACAGCAGGAGCCUGGUGGUCACAUCAACCUGCAGUGCACAUGUCCCUCAUGAAGCCACCUCUGUGCCAGCUGAUCUCAGCCAGCCCACCCCGGCCCCUUCCUGCCCUCUCUCCGCCGCCUCUCGUGAAGGGGUGAAUCUGAACCAGUCUCCAUCGCCUCCCCCCGCAGCAGAUGCCGAGGUGGGGAUCCCCACGGAGGUGCUGCAGGAGGAGCCGGCGGUGCCCAAAACACCCUUGAAACGUCUGGAAGAGCAGGACACGGAGGAUUCGGGGAACGGUGGGCAGGGUCCGGCGGCAGACGUUCCCAAAAAGCUGGGAAAGGCGGCCGUCCCAGACGCACGUGGAGAGAUGGCACAGGCGGAUCCCGGUUGCUCCGUCACCGAACCGGAAGAGCCCACCAAGGGCUCCUUCGCCAGCCGGACUGUGGUCUCCCAGCGAAAUUCCAGCCGGGAGAAGUUCCACUCCUGCCCCGUCUGCCAGAAAACCUUCCUGCUGCAGAUCAACCUGGUGAUCCACCAGCGGAGCCACAGGAACUGGGAGCCUUACGUCUGCACCUACUGCAACCACACCUUCGUGUCCAAGAAAAAAAUCCGGCGGCACCUGCGGGCGCGGGCGGUCACAGGUUUCUGCCAACCCCUGGAGGUGGAGGUGUGCUCCAAACAGGUGCCGUGCCCUGACCCCCAGCCCCGAGACCCCAGCAGGGACUGUGGCACGGUGUGGAGCAAGCCCAGCCCCAAAAGAUACCCGCUGUCACCUGGGAACGUCACCUACACCUGCAAGGAAUGCCUGGAGAACUUCUCCAGCGAGAGUUUCCUCAUCCUCCACCAGCACCACCACACCAACCACCACAUGAUCUGCUGUCCCUGCUGCAGCAGGACCUUCACCUGGGGCUCAGAAUUUCUCCACCACCACCUCGCCCACGCCGGCGAGCGACCAGAGCCCGAGUGGGGGCCCGAGGCCUGGCAGCCGGUGCCGCCGCAGCCCCUCGGUCCCCUCCCGGGCCAAGGGGAGAAGGCGGCGGCGGCGGUGCCCGAGAUCUCGCUGUGGACGGUGGUGGCGGCGGUGCAGGCGGUGGAGAGGAAGGUGGAAUCGCAGGCCCGGCGGCUGCUCAGCCUGGAAGGGAGAGCCGAGACGGCGGAGAAGAAAGUCUCCGGGCUGGAGAAAGCCGUCCUGGAUUUUGGCAACCGGUUGGAACGGAAAUGGGCCGCCUUGGCCGCCCUGGUGCAGGAGAACACGCGGCGGCUGGAGCACGUCGAGAGGCAGCUCCAGCACCGGGGGCGGUGGGCGGCCGGGAACGGACCCGGCACCGGGGGGGACGAGGCCAAGGUGCCAGCGCCGUGCGAGGACGAGGCGGCCAAUUUGCCGGAGCCGGAGUGGGGCGGCUCGGAGAACCGGCAGAAGGAGCUCUACAGGACGGUGACGAAGGGGACUUGCGAGGCUGCCGUGUCCCUCGGGCCCGGAGAAGCUGGUUCCAAACCCUUUCUGCUGCCGCCGCCUGAGGAUGGGGAGGAUUCGGGUGCGAGGAACCAGGAGCUGCUGGAGAAGGGAGGUGAGAAGAUCGUGAUCAAGACCGAAGAGCAGCAGCCGCAGGAGGAAGGAGCUGAGAUCCUGGCCCUGCCGCCGGUGAGGCUGGAGGAGGAGGAGGUUCCCCCCAGCCAGGAGCAGCCCCUGCCCUGGCAGAGCCACGGCGCUUUGGAGGAGGAGAAGGCGGCAGGAGAGGCCGUAGGGGACUUCUGCCCCCACGGGGCUGCCCAGCCCGAAUUCAAGCCCGUGGUGGUGCCGGUGGAAGCCCACCCUGCCCCAGGUUUGCCUUUCCCGGCGGAGCACGUGCUCGGCGUGGGGACGGACCAGCCCUUCGCCCUGCCCCAGGGAAUGCCGCUGGGAGAAGACACCACCUUGGAGAUGGCCUCCUCCUCCGAGCUCCAUCCCUGCUCCGCCGGGGAAGACCCUCACGGCCUCCCCUCGGGCUGGAAGAGCGUCCGGCUGAAACGCAACCUCCUGAGCCACCAGGCGAGGAAGAGCAACGGCUCCUUCAUCUGCCCGGCCUGCGGGAAGAGCCUGGCCCACCACGCGGCCCUGCUGCGGCACCAGCGUCUCCACACCGGCGAGAGGCCCUUCCAGUGCCCGGCCUGCGGCAAGAGCUUCAACGAGAAGUCCAACCUCAACAAACACUACCGCAUCCACACCGGCGAGCGGCCCUACCGCUGCCCGGCCUGCGGCAAGGGCUUCAUCCAGAAGCACCACCUCCAGAAGCACCAGCGCAUCCACGGGGGGCAGCUGAGGGGCGGGUGGCCAAACCGGCCGGCCCGGGCCAGCGCCGCUGGGGAACGGCUCUACCGCUGCAUCGAGUGCGCCGAGAGCUUCCCCCAAAAAUCCUCGCUGGAGGAGCACCAGCGCCGGCACACCCAGCAGCGGCCCUUCCAGUGCAACGGCUGCACCAAGAGUUUCCGCCACCGCCAGUCCCUGAAGCACCACCAAAAAAUCCACGCCGUGGCCAGCUCGCCUGGUGUCAGCUUGCCCGCCGUCCCCGAGCAGGAGAACAGCCCCUGCAAAGCCUUCACCCAGGACAAUCCGUAGCCCGAGGGCUGGAGAAGGGAAGGGGCUGGUGGCACCACCACGGGGUUGGUGGCACCCUGUGUGGGGCUGGUGGCACCGCCACAGGGCUGGUGGCACCACUGUUGGGCUUGUGGUACCACCAUGGGGCUGGUGGCACCGCCACGGGGCUGGUGGCAACCCCAUGGGGCAUCACCAUGGGACUGCUGGCACCGCCAUGGGGCUGGUGGCAACCCCAUGGGGCUCAUGGCAUCACCAUGGGGCUGGUGGCACCACCGUGGGGCUCCCCACUGGAGGAGGAGGAGGAUGGAGACAGGCUGAUGGGCAGGGAAAUGCACCGGGAGGUAAAAGACUGGCCCAAGAGGCAAUGGAGAAGGUUUGACAACCAGGGCUGAGCCGGGUUGUGCCGCUGCCCCAUGGAAGGGGGAUCUGGCCCCAGAGCGGCUGCAUCGGGCCCGGUGGAGCCGUCAAACUCAGGGUUAUUUAAACAACUACCAGCGUGGGGGGGCCGUGGGGUGGCCCAGGAAGGGGCUGUUGUGGCCGGGCGGCGGCCAGUGUCAUCGUGUUGUCCCCCCGAAGCUUCAAUGGGGACAAGCUGGGAAGAGAUUCGGAUAAAAGCCUGGGGCUGA
This is a messenger RNA of Calidris pugnax (ruff), 4337 nucleotides long. RefSeq lists its product as uncharacterized. Gene Ontology annotation, molecular function: DNA-binding transcription repressor activity, RNA polymerase II-specific. Lineage: Eukaryota; Metazoa; Chordata; Aves; Charadriiformes; Scolopacidae. The coding region runs from base 1 to 3732 and encodes 1243 amino acids. The record is from RefSeq and is a predicted model, not a curated record. The transcript has 16 exons. Gene Ontology annotation, biological process: negative regulation of transcription by RNA polymerase II.